This is a messenger RNA of Aspergillus terreus NIH2624, 927 nucleotides long. Its product is annotated as putative mitochondrial dicarboxylate carrier. The record is from RefSeq and is a predicted model, not a curated record. The transcript has 4 exons. NCBI's taxonomy places the organism in Eukaryota, Fungi, Ascomycota, Eurotiomycetes, Eurotiales, Aspergillaceae. Gene Ontology annotation, cellular component: mitochondrial membrane. The coding region runs from base 1 to 927 and encodes 308 amino acids. Gene Ontology annotation, biological process: thiosulfate transport; phosphate ion transmembrane transport; mitochondrial transport. Gene Ontology annotation, molecular function: sulfate transmembrane transporter activity; thiosulfate transmembrane transporter activity; oxaloacetate transmembrane transporter activity.
AUGGCAAGCAGCGUCAAGCAGUUGGAAGUGUCCCAACCGUCCCGGGCGGCGACAGCCCCCGUGAAAAAAGUCCAUUAUCCUUUCUGGUUCGGUGGCUCGGCCUCAUGCUUUGCGGCGGCCGUCACGCACCCGUUAGACCUUGUCAAGGUUCGCCUCCAAACACGUGGGCCCGGUGCUCCCACGACCAUGAUAGGGACUUUCGGCCAUAUUCUGAAGAAUAAUGGAGUUUUGGGACUGUACAGCGGGCUGUCGGCCGCAAUCUUGCGCCAAUUGACCUAUUCGACAACGCGAUUCGGAAUCUACGAAGAGCUAAAAUCCCACUUCACGUCGUCCUCGUCGCCCCCUGGUCUCCUUACCUUGGUCGGCAUGGCCUGUACCUCCGGCUUCAUCGGCGGUAUCGCAGGCAACCCGGCCGACGUUCUUAACGUGCGCAUGCAGUCGGAUGCCGCGCUCCCGCCGGAGCAACGCCGCAACUACCGACACGCCUUCCACGGCCUGGUGCAAAUGACUCGCACCGAGGGUCCGGCGAGUCUGUUUCGCGGCGUGUGGCCCAAUUCGACGCGAGCCAUCCUGAUGACGGCGUCGCAGUUGGCGUCCUACGAUUCCUUCAAGCGCAUCUGUCUGGAGAAGCUCGGCAUGUCCGACAACCUGACGACGCAUUUCACGGCGUCCCUGAUGGCGGGAUUCGUCGCCACCACCGUCUGCAGUCCCGUCGAUGUGAUCAAGACCCGCGUGAUGAGUGCGGCGCCCGCGGAGGGCGGCCAGAGCAUUCUGGGCCUGCUACGCGACAUCUCGCGCAAGGAAGGCUUUGGCUGGGCUUUCCGCGGCUGGGUGCCCAGCUUCAUCCGGUUGGGUCCUCACACGAUCGCUACGUUUAUCUUCCUGGAAGAACACAAGAAGCUCUAUCGCCUGCUGAAGGGCGUCUAA